Molecule: messenger RNA, 2475 nt
Organism: Glycine soja
Lineage: Eukaryota; Viridiplantae; Streptophyta; Magnoliopsida; Fabales; Fabaceae
Product: probable WRKY transcription factor 32
Exons: 5
Coding region: 747-2150 (467 amino acids)
Biological process (GO): regulation of DNA-templated transcription
Molecular function (GO): sequence-specific DNA binding; DNA-binding transcription factor activity
Source: RefSeq, a predicted model, not a curated record
AUACGUCAAGCCAAUGAACAAAGACGAAGAUGAGAAACCAAACGAAAAAGAAGAAGCUUGCUACAUGAAUAGAGAAGAUCACAAACCCCCUAGAAGCGGAAGACAAUGAAUAGUAGAGAAUAGGGACAAUAGGGUGAAUAGGGAACGGAAAAGAAGCAAUGAAGGAGCAACGACGAAGGACUGAAGGAGAGGAGAAGCGUAGACGACAAUGAAUAGUAUUCAUACGAACGAGCCACUUGCUUUUAUUUAUAGAAAAAAGAUGAAAAAUAUUUUAGCGUUUUCACAUUAAUUGCUUGGUGUCUCAAAAAAAAUUCUAAGGUUCCACGGCAACACCCUCCCAAUUAAUACUAACGGUCCGAAGAGAAGAGAAAACGGGUAUAGGGAAAGAGCUGACUGCUGAGUCUUCCAAUCAAGUGUGGUCAGGAUCAGAAGAACAACACGGCGUUAACAAAACCGUGAAAUUGGAUUAGAAGAGAAGCAACGGCGAUGCAGGUCCAGGAAGUCGUGGCAAAACCCGACAACCCACCUGGAAGAGAGAGAAAGAGCGUACUAGUCAAUAGCAGUCAAAGACACAUAUACCCCGACACACAUCACCUAGCUUUCUUCCUUUAUUUCUUUCACAACACAAUCCCAAUGCACUCUCUCCAUCAAAUACCAAUCAAUCAAAAAGCCAGCGAGAAAAUGAAAAUUCGUGGUGGAAUAAUCAUAGACUGAAGAGAAAAGUUGUCGUUGUGCAGUGCACUGUCAUGGAAGAGGAUGAAGAGACGCAGCAACGAGUCACUGACUCGUCCCUCUCCACCGAGUCACGCACUUCCACUCCUUCUGAUGGAGCGCCACCCAACUCGGAAACCCUAGUUCACCGCUCCUCGCUUCCGCAUGACCUUGCCACUCAUAUGCAGGGCAGCUCUACCGCACAUAAAGGUGGAAAAGCUGAGAGUAAGGUGUCAGCUCAGCCUCCUGAUGAGGAAACUAUUGAAAAAGAUGCAGUUGAGGCACCUCAAAAACAGACAGAAAAUCAACUUCAGUCUGUUUGUUCAACUUCAUUAUCUGAACUAUCACCAACUUCUGUUUCACAUUCUUUAUCAUCUGCCCUUAGUCCCACUGUAUCACAACAGAGACCAUCUCCUCCCAAGGCUAAUAGUGUACAAGUGUCGAAAGGAGACAAAGGAACACCUUCUGAUGGUACAACCUUAUCUUCUGUUUCUGCUGUAAGGGCAUCUGCAUCUGAUGGAUACAACUGGCGGAAGUACGGCCAGAAGCAAGUGAAGAAUCCUAUGGGUUCUCGAAGCUAUUACAAGUGUACCCAUUCAAAUUGUUGUGCUAAGAAGAUUAAAUUUUGUGACCAUUCAGGACAUGUGAUAGAGAUUGUUUAUAAAAGUCAACAUAAUCAUGAUCCUCCGCAUAAAAUUGAUACCACCAAGGAAAGUAAGCUCCUGCCUUCCAGUGAACCUAAAGAAGAAAGCAGUGUUCCAAAGCAGUCUACCAAAGUUCUGAAUAAUUCUGAUCCAUCAUCUUCUCCGAAAGAACCUUUGCAAGAAGCACCCUGCAAUGGUGAUAAGAAUCUAGAAAACUCAUCUAAUGUUGAGAAUGGUAAAAUUAUUUUGAAGGAAAAGCAUGUCAAUGACCGAGAGCCAAAAAGAAGAUUGAACAAUGGUGAUUUGGAUUCAGCAGUAAAACAUGGCAAGAAACCAAAGUUUGUUGUACAUGCGACAGAGGAUGUGGGGAUAUCAGGUGAUGGAUACCGGUGGCGCAAGUAUGGACAAAAGUUGGUGAAGGGAAAUCCACAUUUCAGAAACUACUACAGAUGCACUUCUUCUGGAUGUCCUGUCCGAAAGCACAUUGAGACUGCUGUGGAUAAUUCAAAAGCUCUCAUCAUAACAUACAAGGGAGUGCAUGAUCAUGACAUGCCUGUACCCAAGAAACGACAUGGCCCGCCUAGUGCUUCACUUGUGGCUGCGGCAGCACCUGCUUCAAUGAACAAUGUGCAGUUCAAAAAAACUGGCUUGCUGCAAAGCCAGGAAACUGAAGCUCAAUGUUCAGAGGACACAGAAGGAGAAUUGAUGGGGGAAGCGAUGGACCUUGAGGGUGAGAAAGCAAUUGAGUCGGCUCGAACUCUUUUGAGCAUAGGUUUUGAAAUUAAACCUUGUUGAAUACAUCUUUUCAUAAACUCAUGCAGUUGCAUCUAUAUAAAUUAAUUGGUAGGCCUCAUGUAAUUUUGGUGGUUUCCUAUGUUUACCUUCUCUUUCUUGAUUUCUUUACUCAUGUAUGUAGUCUUUUAGUGGAGCAGUUAUAUUUAUUUGUACACAACGUUCAGCUGGUCUGAAACAGCUUGCGUAGUCGAGCGAAUAUGGAAUAGACUUGUAUCUUAUUCUCAGGGAGAGUGAGAACAGGUGAGGAUAGUGUUAUCAUUCAACUUCACUCACACAUUGUUUGUUUGAGUGUAAAUAGAAAGGAAUGAAAUAAAAAGGAAGUCGA